UCUCUAUUACACUCCACUGUCUAGUUACUUUCAGUAGUACAAUGGAAUUAUCACUCCCAAAAUAUCUCAAAACUGGUCCAAAGCUAUGGAAGGGAAGGGAAAACCAGAACAUUUGCUGAUAGGGAAACCAGAUAAUGAAGAAUGACUGCAAUUUUUCUCUCAUUCACAGGGUUCCCUCUUAAAAAUGUUAUCUCUGGCCACAACAUGUGAGGGAAAAGAAACAAACAAAGAAAAUGCUUGGUGUCUAAAUUGACAGAAUCAUCUGAGAAAUUAAGGGACAAAGAGGAUUUGACAGGCAUGUAAAGGAAAAAGAGAAAGAGCCUCUGUGUGAUCAAGGGACUGGGAGAGAUGCCUCUCUCUGACUAAAAAUAUUGCAGAGUGGCUUUUUGAACUCAAGAGCGCACCCAAAAGACCAACACUGGCUUCAAAGAGAGAAUGGGCAUGAACCAUGAGAUGAUGGAACAUAAAUAGCUGAAGAACUGUUGGAAAAUAUGGCCUAUUAAAGGUUGUGUAUUUGUCUCUCUUUGGCACUUUACAAUACAUGUGGGCCUGAAAUUUCAUAAGCCUCAGCCUCUCCCAAAGCGAAGACUUCCUCCUUGAGAGUUAGCCACAAGAACUCUUCACCACUAUUCUUUCCUUAGUAGGAGAGCAAAAUCCUCAGAAGCAGUUGAUUUGAUACCACCCUCCUGAUGAUGUCCUUUGUCUGCCAUUGAAGGAGAAGAACAUGGGAACUGAGAACUGCAGUCUUCAUAAAGUUUGCAUGCAAAUUCAUGAUCCACAUGUCCACCACAAAUGCUCUGUCAAUUGACUGAUCAACAUCAAAAUAGUUAACUCCCGAUCAGUAGUUGUAAAAAGAACAAUUUCAGCAUGGCAAUGGCCACACGCUUUGAACCACAGAGAUGUGCCUUGCUGUCCCUUUGUUUCUACUGCAGCUCUGGAGUGAAGCCACAGGAGUCAUGUAGCUGCUGCUGUUAAGUCACAGUGUAGCACAACACAUAAUCUAGUUCUUUGAUAGACAUCACUUCUUUCUAGAGCCCAGAAACGACACUGUGUGGGGAAAAGCUAUUUCAAGUUUCUCCUUUAAGUAAUUGGUUUUAUUGCCCUUUCCUUGUGCCACAGCAGCAGCAGAGGGGGUGAGGAAAGCUCUAGCUGCCAUUGCUUGAAAAAUGAAGCAAUAGUUGCCUGUUUGCAAAACUGACCACAUCAGAAGCAGUGGGUAAAGAUGUCUGAGUGCGUGCUACCACAAAUGGGUGGAUAUGGAGGGAAAGGGGAGUGGUGACACAGGCUGGUGGUACUGGUCAUCAUGAAGUGGCUGCAUGGAGGCUGCCUAUGUAUUUAAAACAGAGAGGACCCAUACACCAGGCAUUCAGCCCUGUGAGUCCCAAGUCUCAGCAGAAGUGUGACAGGCAUGGGAGAUACGGCCACAGUGCCAAAGCAAGUUGGAGGAAAUCCCUCAAGUGAAAACAAAGGCUCUGUAAGUCAUUUCCUCUGAGCUGAACAGAAAGACAUCUGUGUUGAUACAGCUAUUACACAGUAAUCACAAUAAAACAAUUCUCUUGCAAACAGCAUAGACUCUACUUGCUUUCCUCUAGACUGACUGAAAUGUGAGAGAUGUAUUUCCACUGAACUUUACAAGAUCUUUUUUCUUUCAAUGUGGUUUUGCAGUGACAGUUUCUAUAGGUCAGACUGGGCUAAGAGAAGGAAAGAAGCUAAAGAAAAGAGUGUAUGCACCAUCUCAGUACAGACCCUGAGCUCUGAAGUUCAACACGGGCACCUGAGGGGCACAAAAAGCCACUUCAGUUAAUCUGGCUGUAGGUUUGGGGCAGCAGGAUGCAAAUGUUGCACAUGCUUAAUCACGAAGGAAGGCACUGUAACCCCGGGGGUCACUGGGACAUGAGUGGACUUGCGACUGGCAUUAAAGAAGAGCAGCCUCGGGGUACACAGCCCAGUGCACAGGGAUGGGGGAACGCUGUGCCCACCGGCACACCACGGCCCAGCCCGGAGCCCUGCGAGCCUUCCUUCUCCACCGCGUUUUGGAUUCCUGGCAGCUCCUGACUGGGUCGGGUCUAGCGAGUGUGGGACACCUCAGUUCAGCUUCUCGCCGUGCCAUGCCGCACCCGCCCCGAGCCCGGAGGGCGCCCGGACAGUGGGGCCGCCCCCGCCGCUUCCUCCGCGGGGAGCCGCGCUCGGCGGGAGGAGGUGCCUUCCCGGGCCGGAGCGAGGCAGUGCCGUGCCUCUCUCCCUCCUUCCCUCCCUCCUUCCGCCUCCCUCCACGCCGCCGGCGCCCGGACUCCUUCCGCGACGGCGGCCGGGACACGCAGGUAAGGCAGAGCCGGGGUGCCGUGCGGCGGGGCCGGCCCGCUGAGGGAGCGGGAUGGUUCCGAGCAGCGCCGCCGGGGCCGCGCCCCAGCGCGGGGACCUGUGCCGGGGUGGCGGCGCACGGAGCCCCCCUGCAGCCGCCGCCGUUCCCGAGUCCGAGCGUGUGCGGCGCCGCCAGGGCGGAGCGGCUGCCGCCUCUGCGGACAGGUGUCACACCGAGAGCAGUGACCAAAGCCGUCUUUCAAACCUCUGCUGAAGUCGCUCUAACUGUGUCAUACAAGGGGUUGUGGCUCAGGCUGACAAAUCCAUUUGAAAGCCAGAAUUUCUGGGUAUUUCCUUGUUUAUGUGACUUUUUUUCUUUGCGUCUUACCUCCAUGUAA
This is a messenger RNA of Parus major (Great Tit), 2699 nucleotides long. RefSeq lists its product as uncharacterized. NCBI's taxonomy places the organism in Eukaryota, Metazoa, Chordata, Aves, Passeriformes, Paridae. The transcript has 2 exons. Bases 1959 to 2699 code for a protein of 246 amino acids. The record is from RefSeq and is a predicted model, not a curated record.